Molecule: messenger RNA, 1991 nt
Organism: Lepidothrix coronata (blue-crowned manakin)
Lineage: Eukaryota; Metazoa; Chordata; Aves; Passeriformes; Pipridae
Gene: AK8
Product: adenylate kinase 8
Exons: 14
Coding region: 115-1593 (492 amino acids)
Biological process (GO): nucleoside triphosphate biosynthetic process
Cellular component (GO): cytoplasm
Molecular function (GO): AMP kinase activity; ATP binding; nucleoside diphosphate kinase activity
Source: RefSeq, a predicted model, not a curated record
CCGCUCGAUGACGUUUCUUCAGCCUUCCCGGUGCGGUUAACGAGGCGGCCGUCGCGGCCCCGUCGCGCGGUGAUGACGUAUCCUUAGCAACGCGUCGCGUUGCCAGGGGCGGCCAUGGCGGAGGCGGCCAUGGAGGACCCGGCCCAGCUGUGGCCGCCGCCCGUGGGCACCUACGCGGAGGAGCAGGGGCUCUUCCAGAUCCUGCAGAACAUGCUUGAAGAGCUAUUAAUUCAUAAGCCAGAUGAUCCCAUUGAGUUCAUGAUAAACCAUUUGAAGCAAAACAACGACGAUGCUCCAAAAAUUUGUAUACUUGGUCCACCUGCUUCUGGGAAAACUACAGUUGCAAUGUGGCUUAGUAAACAUUUUGAUGCCAUACGUGUCUCUCAGGAGACUUUGUUAUUCAACGAAACAUUAGCGCUGACGGAGGAAGCAAAGGCACAUAAAGAAAAAAAUCAGAAAAUUCCCAACGCGCUUUGGGCCAAUCUGAUCCAGGAACGUCUGUCAAACGUGGACUGCAUCAAACAAGGAUGGAUUUUGGAAGGCUUCCCUGAAAAUCAGGAACAGGCAUGGAUGCUGCAAUCCUUUGGCAUCUUUCCUAGACAUGUUGUUAUGCUUUAUGCUUCAGACACCGUGUUGAUUGAGAGGAACAGUGGGAAAAGGCUUGAUCCCCUCACACAAGAGGUUUAUCACACAACCUUCGACUGGCCGAGUGAUCCCCUGGUACAGGAGCGGCUGGUGAAACCAGAGGAUCUGUCUGAACAAGAGGUGUCCAAGAAACUGCUGGAAUAUCACAGAAACUUCCCUGAGGUUUUCCAGAUCUACCAGAAAGUUCUGAAGUCGAUCAAUGCAGACCAGCCUUCCGUGGAUGUGCUCUCCCAGGUUCUUACCUAUGUCCAGACACGGCACAGAUCAGCCGCCCCCUUUACCCCACGGAUCAUCUUUUGUGGCCCCCCAGGCAGUGGGAAGAGCCUGCAGGCAGCACUAAUAGCUCAGAAAUACGGUGUUGUCAACAUUUGCUGUGGGCAACUGCUAAAGGAAGCUGUUGCAGACAACACAAAUCUUGGAGAACUCAUUAAACCUUACAUUGACAAUGGAUGGCCAGUCCCAGACAACCUUGUUCUGGAGCUCCUGACGCAGCGCCUGAGCUCCCUCGAGUGCCUGACCGAUGGCUGGGUGCUCUCCGGCUUCCCCAGGGACAUCGAGCAGGCAGAGAAGCUGCAGAAAUCACAGAUUAACCCAAACAGCAGAUGGAAGGGGAGAUCGGAUGAACGGUGGCAGUACAGAGCGCCUUGGGCAAUGGAAGAAGGAAAAAAAGGGUAUUUUUCUUUAAUCUGCCCUACGAGUCCAUCAUGGAGCGACUGUCCCAGCGGAGAACGGAUCCCAUCACUGGGCAAAGGUACCACACCACAUUCAGACCAGCUCCCACCCCAGAGAUCCAGGCCCGGCUCAGGCAGAACCCCAGAGAUGAGGAAGAAAAUAUUGAGAAGCGCCUGGAAACCUAUUACAGGAAUGUCAAGGACCUGGAGGAUUUUUAUGAAGAGGCCUUUUAUGUCAAUGCUGACCAAGACCCUUAUGUUGUCUUUGAGUUCAUAGAAAGCUGUAUCAUUAAGCCCCUUCCAUGUAGGAAAUUUAGACAUUUAUAAUUAAAAAGGAUGGUUUCUGGAAGAGUUGAUUUUAAAUUUUUCCCUGUAAUAUUUGCAGUCUGGUUGCUGAAGUGGCAGGUUAUCACAAGGGAAGAGGAAGUCAGCCAAGCUGUGUUAAAUUUGGAGCUCACCAAGGCUGAGUGAAGUACAGAGAGUAAGAAACUGGGCUUUAGAGGAAAUAUUUUUGGCUUUUGCUUCAUGAUGUAAAGUAUGAAACACUGUGGUGAGGGAAGUCCUGUUUAAUUCAAAUAUCUUUUUCUCUUUCUGAAUAGUGGUUUUGUCUUAACUGUGCAAUACCCACGAAGCCAAUCUGGACUAUUAAAGCUGUUAGAUGUGUUUGUGUCUUAA